UGGAGGAGUUGGGCGGCUGUUUCUCCCUCUCCGCCCGGAGGAGGAGGAAGAGGAGGAAGAAGAGGCUUCGGCUGCCGCCUCUCCGAUCCUCCCCCCCUCCCCCCUUCCCCUUCCGCCCCACACCUUUAUGGACGAGCGCCGGAGCUUGCUCUACUCUCCGGCCGCCUCCUCCGCCGGCCGGCAGCCGCGGGGCGGCUCGAGCAGCAGCCACCACAACCUGGGCUACAGCGAGCAGCUGCCCCCCGCCGCCCCCCAGCCGGCCCCCGAGCAGCAGGACCAGGAGGGCGAAGAAGGCGGGGAMGGCAGCAUGACCGUGGUGGGAGGCGGCGGCGGCGGAGACCCUUUGCUGGAGGAAGCCCAGCAUCCUCCCGCGCUGCUCGGCGGGGACCGCUACGAUCAGCCCCCGGCGCCGGCCGUGCCCGCCGGGCAGCCCGCGGGCGGAGGGGAGCACGAGUGCUGCGAGCGCGUGGUGAUCAACAUCUCGGGGCURCGCUUCGAGACGCAGCUCAAAACCCUGGCGCAGUUCCCCGAGACGCUGCUGGGGGACCCCCGCAAGAGGAUGCGCUACUUCGACCCCCUCCGCAAUGAGUAUUUUUUCGACCGGAACCGUCCCAGCUUCGACGCCAUCCUCUACUACUACCAGUCGGGUGGGCGCAUCCGGCGGCCCGUCAACGUCCCCAUCGACAUCUUCACCGAGGAGAUCCGCUUCUACCAGCUGGGCGAGGAGGCCAUGGAGAAGUUUCGGGAGGACGAGGGGUUCAUUCGGGAGGAGCAGCGGCCGCUUCCUGAGAAGGAGUUCCAGCGCCAAGUGUGGCUCCUCUUCGAGUACCCCGAGAGCUCUGGGCCGGCCCGAGGCAUUGCCAUUGUCUCUGUGCUGGUCAUCCUUAUCUCUAUCGUUAUCUUCUGUUUGGAGACCCUGCCUGAAUUCAGGGAUGACCAYGACUAUGAGGGGACCGGGGGGACCUUCGGGACGGGCGGUGGCCCUCUCUCUCCUGAUGGCUUCACCAACUCGUCAUCCUCGGCUGCUUCCAUGGUGUCAUCCUUCACCGACCCUUUCUUUGUGGUGGAGACUUUGUGCAUCAUCUGGUUCUCCUUCGAGCUACUGGUCCGUUUCUUUGCCUGCCCCAGCAAGGCCACCUUCUCCAAGAACAUCAUGAACAUCAUUGACAUUGUGGCCAUCAUCCCCUACUUCAUCACGCUGGGCACGGAGCUGGCCGAGCGGCAGGGCAAYGGCCAGCAGGCCAUGUCCUUGGCCAUCCUCAGAGUCAUCCGCCUCGUCAGGGUCUUCCGCAUCUUCAAGCUCUCCCGGCACUCCAAGGGGCUGCAGAUCCUGGGCCAGACCCUCAAGGCCAGCAUGAGGGAGCUGGGCUUGCUCAUCUUCUUCCUCUUCAUCGGYGUCAUCCUCUUCUCCAGCGCYGUCUACUUCGCCGAGGCCGAYGACCCCAGCUCGGGGUUCAGCAGCAUCCCCGACGCUUUCUGGUGGGCCGUGGUGACCAUGACCACCGUGGGCUAYGGGGACAUGCACCCCAUCACCAUUGGGGGCAAGAUCGUGGGGUCUCUGUGUGCCAUCGCRGGGGUGCUGACCAUCGCCCUCCCCGUGCCCGUCAUCGUCUCCAAUUUCAACUAUUUCUACCACCGCGAGACAGAGGGUGAGGAACAAGCCCAGUACAUGCACGUCGGGAGCUGCCAGCACCUCUCGUCCAGCGAGGAGAUGAAGAAGGCUCGCAGCAAUUCCACCCUCAGCAAGUCCGAGUACAUGGUGAUCGAGGAAGGGGGAGUCAACCACAGUGCAUUCAAACAGGCUGCCUUUAAAGCAGGCAACUGCACAACCACAAACAAUCCCAACUGUGUGAACAUCAAAAAGGUCUUUACGGAUGUUUAGAGCGAUCCCAAAGCAAACGAACGGCAGCAAACUCCGAGGAUGCGGUAAAACGAUACCAAUAAUGAUACCAAUAAUAAUGCAAAGUGACUGUGUGUCGGUGUUGUGUGGAACAURCACCAUCGUCGGUCUGUGUGUGCGCCCUCGUUUUUAUACCUUUAUUUUUUUAGAUCCUUCCUUUCUAAAGAUCCAAAAGUAAAAGGAUUUAAAAUUCUCCGGAGAAGAGGACAGCUUAAGGGUAAAGGAGAAGGAAGAUGAAGACAAACCACACUCGCUGUCAAAACAGGUGUUUUUUUUCUGCAACRUGUUGCAGGGCUGCUUUGCUUUUUGGGGUUUUUGGGGAACCUCUCGCUUUGCUCCUGAAUUCCACCCUCUUUCCCUAAGGGCAGCGUGCAGCCGAUUUCCCUUCCAUCACAUAAGAUCACUUGUUGGAUUAACAAGMCCGGGUUGGGUGGAGGAACGAGGAAAAGAUGAGGCAGAGCGUACUGGGAGGGGGCUGGGAGGAAAUAACCGUUUAAUUUUGCAGAGAGUCUCUGUUACCACAUCGUUAAAUGAUGCUUAAUAUUGAAACAUGUGAUGUACCAUUACGGGCACAUCCCAGAUUCCCUUUUUCUCCCCAUUAGAUCAUUUAUGAAAUUCUAAUCUGGUCGGAGACCGAGUGCAAUCAAUGCUGAUUUAAACAGGAAAAAAACCCUCCCAAAGCCCUCGUUUUUCAUUCUGAAUUCCCUUCCCCUGUAACCGGACGGAAUUAUUCCCUCCGGUGUCAAGUUUGUGGCCGUGCAGCGGGGCUGUGWGCGGGAGGAGGGAGAGGAAAGGCAGCCUGGAAUGGUUUCGGGAGCCGCCGGCGCAGGGAGCGGUGCCGGCUCGGAGCUGGAUCCGCGGCGAGCUCCUCGUCCCACCCAGCCGCAGACAAAGGGAUAUUUCCUCCUCUUUUCGCAAUGCCUUUGGAAGAGAUGCAGCCGCUUAUCGCCAGAAGAUUAAAGUGGCGAACACGCCUUCCAGCGGAAGUCACUAAUUCCGACCGGAGUGAUGCAGUUGCCAUGGCGACCACGGUUUCCUGGGAAACCCCCAAAGGUUGUCAUGGCAUCCCUUCUCCCCAUCCCCCUUGGUCCUCGCUCUUCCCGCAAAAAAUCCUUUCCAGAUGGUUCCAGCUCCUCCAUCCCACAGGACGUCGUGGCUCCCAGUCCCCGUCCCGCCGCUCCUCCCGUGUUCCCAACAAAGCAUCCACGGGCAAUAAKCACCCCCAGAUCCACCUGUCCCUCGCUGAGGAGCUCACCACACCUUGGCAGUGAAUUUGGGGGAUGGAGGUUCAUCCUGCUCCAUCGAGAACGACCCCAAACCCAAACCCGGUGAGAGCUGGCACCGAGUUCGGUGAACAAGUGGGACAGUAAAAAACAGGAUCGUGAAAUAACCAAAAAUCCCRCCGGGAAAAACCACCGGCUUCAUCUUCACGUGUGCGCCAGGGGCCAYGGGACAUCUGAUGGGAUCAGAUCACAGAAGUUUCAUAAUGAAGACCUUCAGGACUGUGUUGAGAAUAAAACAUCUCCAAGGAAAGGACAAACAUCCCAAACAUCCCAGACAUGGUGACCGACGCUGCUGUGGACCCGRCUGACAGAGGGCCUGUCCUCCCCAUUUAAACCAGUUCAUAUUUCAUAUAUAUAUAUUUAUAUAUGGAAUAUUUCCUGCUUUAUCUGUGUUUUCUAACAAGUGCAUUAUGUAGAGGGGAACAUCUUUGGAGCCAGAUUAUCUUCGACUCGUGUGCAAUAUAAUGAGACUGAGCAAAGCCAGGAAAAAGGAAGGAGGAGAGAUGGAAAUAAUUUGGAUAUUAUUUCAAUUUUUUUAUUAUUAUUUUAAAAAAAAAGUGUCUUGAAAGAUUAUGCAACCAGAAAGGAAACAUUAAGCAGAGCUGCUAAAACCCAGUCCAAGUGUUUUGCUCGGGGUGGGAGGGAGUGGGGGGA
Malurus melanocephalus (red-backed fairy wren) is the source of this 3837-nucleotide messenger RNA. It is a transcript of the gene KCNA3, whose product is annotated as potassium voltage-gated channel subfamily A member 3. Lineage: Eukaryota; Metazoa; Chordata; Aves; Passeriformes; Maluridae. Gene Ontology annotation, cellular component: voltage-gated potassium channel complex; membrane. Gene Ontology annotation, biological process: protein homooligomerization; potassium ion transmembrane transport. Gene Ontology annotation, molecular function: delayed rectifier potassium channel activity; protein binding. The transcript has 2 exons. The coding region runs from base 128 to 1882 and encodes 584 amino acids. The record is from RefSeq and is a predicted model, not a curated record.